UCUCCGUCUGUGUGUGCCAGGCUCCCCGCUCGCUCACAGCGCCUGUCCUCUCCGCCUCCUCCUCUCCUUCCUCCUCGUCGCUGCCCUCCUUUUCCCCCCGGUCCUCCUCCCAUUCCUCCUCGCUCUCGCCCGUCUUUUCCGUGCAGUUUGGUUUUUCUCCACCCUGCGGAUUUCUUCCGUCUCCCCCGGGAGGACAGCGAAGGCGGUGAAGCGCUGUCGUGACUUGUCCGCCACUGCAAGAGAAGGAGGGAAUAGGGCAGUCGAGAGAGAGAGAGAAGAGAGAGAGAGACUGAGACAGAGAGAGACCGAACGAGAGAAAGAGGGAGACAGACCGAGAGAGAGAGAGAGAGAGAGAGAGAGACAGACGGAGGGAGGGAGAGACAGACGGAGAGAGGGCGAUCGAUCAGCGAGGACGGAUAGCUUGCCGUGCUUGCCGUGCAGGGCAGGAACCGGCUCUGCUUUCUGCUGUAGUCUGGGACCGAGGAAACCAGUCCUCUGGUGAGACCGCAUCAACCGGUCUACUGCCGGGAAACAGACUGGGUAGCUCGCCGGGAUAACUGCUCAGCUUUUCACCCAGGGGACCCUUCCCGCUCUCAUCCGAGCCUCCUACUUGAACUUUUUUUUUUUUUUAAACGUCGGGAGUAUCUUUGUUCGGGGAUCGGUGCGGUGGGAAAGUUCGAUGCCUUCCUGACAUUAUUGAUCUCCGCCGGGAUAUGAUCAUGCUGGACACCAACCACUGCCUCUCCUUUGAGCCAGCCUCCCCAAUGGGCUCUCCUCCAAUCGGGGAGGACCUGGAGAAGGCAGACUUGAGGACAGACCUGGACAGGGAUGUCUAUCACAGCCUCAAGGAAGCCCUCCAGCUUAAACUUCAGCAGAGACGAACCCGAGAGGAACUGGUCAGCCAAGGGAUCAUGCCACCGCUGAAAAGCCCGGCAGCCUUCCACGAACAGAGGAGGAGUCUGGAGAGAGCCAGGACGGAGGACUACCUGAAGAGGAAGAUCCGCAGCCGCCCCGAGCGAUCCGAGUUGGUCAGGAUGCACAUCCUGGAGGAGACGUCAGCGGAGCCGUCCCUGCAGGCCAAGCAGCUGCAGCUCAAGAGGGCCAGGCUGGCCGACGACCUCAACGACAAGAUCUCCCACCGGCCCGGCCCCAUAGAGCUGGUCCACAAGAACAUCCUGCCCGUGGUGUUGGACGCCCUGCCCGAUUCUCCGAAGGGUGCCGGAGGGGAGAGCUCAUUGGACGAGGACAGCAGCGAUGCCUUGUCCCCUGAUCAGCUGACCAAUCACGACUCUCCUUUGGGCUCCAUUCCCCAGCUGUCCCCCUCUGACAUGCUGACCCAGAACGGAGACAUGUCCCCCUCCCAGUUCCUCUCACAGCCUCCCCCACCUCCUCCGCCCCCUCCCCCCCUGCUGACCAACGGCAUUGACUCCUCCUUGUCUCAGAGGCUGACCAAUGGGACGCCGGCGCCGGCUAACUCCCGCCCACUGACCAGCCAGGCCAAGUCCAAGAGCAGCUCAGACCGACCUCCGCAGAGAUCCAAGAAAGCCAAAGACAACAAACCCAAGGUGAAGAAGCUCAAGUACCACCAGUACAUCCCCCCCGACCAGAAGGCGGACAAGGAGCCGCCGCCCCAGCUGGACUCCUCCUACGCCAAGAUCCUCCAGCAGCAGCAGCUCUUCCUCCAGCUACAGAUCCUCAACCAGCAGCAGCAGCACUACAACUACCACACCAUCCUGCCUGCCCCGCCCAAACCACCAACGGAGACGACCCCGUCAACAAAAUCAGGCCCCUCCCCUUCCCGGAGUGUAUCCACGACGACGACGGGGACCCCCUCCAAUCAGAGCGGGCCCCACCGUCAGAGCCAAACAGCACCAGGUGGAGCCAAACCAAGCACUUUACCGGCCAACCUCGACGAGUUCAAGGUCGCCGAGUUGAAACAGGAGCUGAAGCUCCGGGGUCUGACCGUGUCCGGCACGAAGAUCGACCUCAUCGAACGCCUCCGAAACUACCAGGAGCAGAACGGGGGCGGAGCCCUGAAGAACGGCCAAUCGCAGGCCGCGCAACCACUCGCCCACAACGCCACGCCCGCUCCCAACGCACUCCACCAAUCAGGAGAGGGCCUGACCAGGGUGCCGUCGUUCUCAUUGGCCCAGGGGCCCGUGCCGGGGCGGGUCAUGCGCUUCGGCAGCACCAGCUCCAGCCCCCCCGUGUCGCCCACGCCGUCGGAGCGCUCGCUGGCCGGGAUGAGCCCCGACGAGACCAGCUGCAGCGGCGACGCCUUCGGGGAGAUGGUCAGCUCCCCCCUCACCCAGCUCACCCUGCAGCACUCCCCCCAGAACCCCUCGGGUGCCUCCCCCCUCUCCCAGGUGAAGGAGGAGCACCACAGCCCCUGCAGCCUGUCCCGGCCCUCGCCCGGCCGCGGCGCCACCCCGACGCCAGAGCCCCAGGACGCCGCCGGCUCCCGGGACAAGGACCAGAUGCUGCAGGAGAAGGACAAGCAGAUCGAGGAGCUCACCCGCAUGCUGAAGCAGAAGCAGCGGCUGGUGGAGACGCUGCGCUCGCAGCUGGAGCACAAGGCCCCGGCGCCCGCCGCCGCCGCCCCGGCCGAGGCCAAGCCCCAGACUCUGUUCAAGGCCUCUGUGCUGCAGCCGCCCACGCUGCCCAACGGCAUGCUGGUCCGGAUCAAGAAGGAGGUCAAGGAGGCGGAGCACCACCACCAUCAGCACCGCCAGGAGGACGAGGACGAGGAGGCCAUGGAGGGGGUGACGGAGGAGGCCCAGGCCCGGCGGGGGGGUCAGCCCACCCAGUGCUCCCAGGAGACGCUCCUGAAGCUGCAGCAGAUCCGCAGGAUUCAGGUGCAGCAGGCGGAGCAGCAGCAGCUGCUCAAGCAGCAGCUCCUGAAGCAGCAGCAGCAGCAGGCAGUAAAGCAGCAGCAGCAGGUGGUUCAGCAGCAGCAGGCGGUAAAGCAGCAGCAGCAGCAGCAGACGGUAAAGCAGCAGCAGGCGGUUCAGCAGCAGCAGCAGCAGGCGGUCCAGCAGAAGGCUGCCGAGGCCAAGCAGCCGCCAGCCCCCCGGCCCGCGGGCCAGAAGACGGCGGGCGGUCAGCAGCUCCUGCUGCAGCAGCAGCAGAUCCAGCAGCUCAUCAUCCAGCAGACGCAGCAGAAGCACCUGCAGGCGCAGCAGAGGCUACUCGCCCAGCAGAAGCUCAGCGCUCAGGCCAAGCAGAGCAAGCCGGCGCACCACAGCCCCACCAAGGCCCCGGUCCAGGCCCAGGCCCCGGUCCAGGCCCAGGCCCCGGCCCAGGCCCAGGCCCGGCUCCAGGCCCAGGCCCAGGCCGGGCCGCAGAAGACCCCGCUGCAGCUCCGGCAGGUGGAGGUGCAGGUGCAGAAGCCCCCCGGGGCUCUGGUGCAGCUGAAGAGACCGCCGCGUGCCCCGCAGCCGUCCACGGCCCCCCCGGCUCGACAGGUGGGCCCGGUCUUCAUCAACCAGCUGAACAGCUCCCAGAUGCCCACCCAGACCAUCUCCCUGGACCUGCUCAAGGCCAACGGCACGCCCACGCUGGUCACCGACGGCAACGGAAACCACUACCUGGUGGCACUGACCAGUAACACCAGUAACACCACGGACACUCAGAGCAAAGUGUCCCCGGGGAAAAGCAACGGGCGCAUCAUGCUUCAGAGACUACAGUCCACUCCAAACAAACUCCCCAGCCAAGCCAUCAACCCCCCCCCUGCGGACCCCAAGUCCAGCGAGCCCCCCGUGCAGCCGGCGCCGGUGGACCCGUCCGUCAAAAAGGUGCCGAAGGCGGGACUUCACCUGGAGACCAAUGGCGCGCCAGAACCCAGCCAGUCAGUCUCCGCCCCCCCCAGCCUGCAGCCCUUCUUCGAAGACAUGGCCGACAGCGAGUGCCAAAGCACCCUCAUCUCAUCCUUCAAGAGCGAGGAGGCGUGUCCAACCUACGACCGCCACGCCCUCUUCACCCCUCCCUCCCCCAAACCCAAAUCUCCCUUUUCCACCCAGCGCCCAAAAGAGAACGGCCUGAACAGCCAGCAGAUGGACGACCUGUUCGACAUCCUGCUGAAGAGCGGAGAGAUCUCUGGCUUCAAGGCCAACCCGGACCCCUCCCUCGCCCACCUCCACUCCGGCCCCCACUCCCCGGCCUCCCCCCCGCCGCUCUCCCCCCUGCACCUCUCCCCCCCGUCCCCCCCGCCCCCGGGGACACCGCCCGGCCGGGUUCCCGCGGCGACGGGCGGCCGCCUCGAGGACUUCCUGGACGGCCCCUCGGGGGGCGGGGCCCUGCUGCUGGGGGCGGGGCCUCUGACGCUGAUGGACGAGCUCCACAGCCAGAUGCUGGGCUCGGCCGGCCUGCUGGAGCACGCCCACUCCCACUCGCCCAUGGACACCUCGGACCUGGGCUACUCCGCCCACCACCCCUCGCCCAGCCUGGGCUUCGAAGACCCCACCCUGGACAGCAUGGACUGGCUGGACAUCUCCAUGGCGGGGGGGCCGGUGGUGGGCGGGGACGACGGGGGCGUGGCCGGGAGCCGGGGGACGGGGCUCGGGCCCUUGGCUCCGCCCACUCCUCCCAGCGUGUUCUCUGCGGACUUCCUGGACAGCGCAGACCUGCAGCUCCACUGGGAGUCGUGCUUGUAGCGCACAGUGACCCUAACCCCCCCCCACACACACACACACACACACACACUGAGACACACGCAAACGCAGACAGACACGCGCACACACACACACGCGUGUGAGUUCUUGUCCUGCUUUGCGGUCACACUUUAGUGUCCAAGUGCCGUCUCCCAACACGCGUGCAGAACCACUCCCACUAUACUGUCUCUACCACUGGCACACACAGACACACACACACACACACACUCACUCUCCCUUUGGGUCACAUGCAGGAGGUUAGGAAUUAAUAUUUUCCCGGUUUUCCCGGCCAUUCCUGCUGAACUGAGGGACACUCUAAAAGGGAGUCGGCCAUCUUGGAUGUGAGGAGAUCCAACAGGUCGAUCCUCUGUCGGUCAUUUUGGAGCCAGCUGUUGUCUCCCAAAACCUGCUGAUUAAUAAGAGGCCUCGUUAAACGCCACAGUGGUUUCAGUUUCACUGUGAGAGAGACGAGAGUCUGUGGUUAUUCCCCACCUCACCUGAGAAGGUAGAAAAAGCAGAAGAAUGAAACGCAGGCAGCAAACUGUGUGUGUGUGUGUGUGUGUGUGUUUGUCUGUGCCCCACUAACUUCGCACUUACGCUGAAUUUGAUUGGUAAAAAAAGAUUAAGGGAGGCAGCUAAACCCUACAGCCCAAUGAGGAUAGGUGGCUUAGUUCGUAAGCCCCUCCCCAUCCAUGUGAUUUAUCCAAUCCGCUGUACCCCUGUAGCUGUUUACAACAGUGCGACCACACACACACUCACACACAUACACACACACACAGUAAAUCAAGCGCUAAACACAGUGUCAUGAGUUUUAAAAAAAAAAAAAAACAGUUGCUGAUGAAAGUCAUCGGCGACAGCCAUUGGUCGAAGGCCUUGAGGUGUGUGUAUAGUAUUACCUGGGAGGAGUCUUCUUGGCAGACCACUAUGCAUUGCUGUAUAUGGGGUGUAUAUUAUCUAAUGUCCAUAAAUGAGUAUUUUUCUUUUCUUUCUUGGUUGCUUUGAGUGGAGCUAGCUGGGCAAGGCCAGGUUUCAAAACAGCUUGGACUCAACUUUUGUUAUUUUUUAAAAGUGUUCAAGGAAAUAAAUAUGCAAUGUAAACUUAGAUUGGUGUGUUUUGUACAAUUCUUUCUAUUUGCAAAAAUUACAAACAUUACAUGGCUCACAUUGCAUACACUAUGGUGCAUAAUUUAUUCAAUUUAUUAUAAAUAUAUUUUUUAACUAAUGCGUUUAUGUAUAUAAUAUAUAGUAAACGAAUCUAUAUAAUCUGAUUUAAAUCUGAUGUUCAGCGGCUGCCGCUAGAGGGCGCCCCCUCAACAGUUGCUUUGAUGCAGAACUUGGUUAGGUAUAAAAGCAACAGCUAACACGAAAAAAUACUUGCGUAACUCCCCGAGAAACCUUUUAAUCUUG
This is a messenger RNA of Gadus chalcogrammus (walleye pollock), 6056 nucleotides long. It is a transcript of the gene mrtfab, whose product is annotated as myocardin related transcription factor Ab. Lineage: Eukaryota; Metazoa; Chordata; Actinopteri; Gadiformes; Gadidae. The transcript has 18 exons. The record is from RefSeq and is a predicted model, not a curated record. Bases 714 to 4652 code for a protein of 1312 amino acids. Gene Ontology annotation, biological process: smooth muscle cell differentiation.